Messenger RNA from Drosophila obscura, 1277 nucleotides. RefSeq names its product leukocyte receptor cluster member 1. The transcript has 3 exons. Lineage: Eukaryota; Metazoa; Arthropoda; Insecta; Diptera; Drosophilidae. Bases 162 to 1103 code for a protein of 313 amino acids. The record is from RefSeq and is a predicted model, not a curated record.
UAUGUCCGCGGUCACACUAAAAACAAAAAAUUAACUUUGUUUACAAUUUUUGUUUGUAUUAUUGAAAAGAACAUCGACAUUAAACUAAUUGCCUUCCAUCCACUUCUUUGACCAUAACAGGUUGCCAAUCAAACAAGGGUAGCGAGGUAGCAUAACAUAAAAUGAAUAUUUUACCAAAGAAACGCUGGCAUGUGCGCACCAAAGACAACAUUGCCCGUGUGCGCCGGGAUGAGGCCGCCGCUGAAGAAGAGGAUCGCAAGCGCCAGGGAAAACUUGAGUUGGCUGAAAGCGAGGCACGCAUCAAUUUCCUGCGCCGGCAAUCGGGCCUCCCCGAGAAAGCCACAGUGCCAGCCCGGGCCGAAGAUGGAGCCGACGCCACACCCACAUCUGGCACCGCAAGCGAACCGAGAGGUGUGGAUCUGUUUGCGGACUACAAAACGCACGUGAAGACCACAAACAAAGAUCUGGAAAAGGAGCAAAAGGAUGAGCAGGAAAAGUAUGAGAAACAGAUUGGAUAUCUCACCUAUCUGGGCCAAGACACCAACGAGGCACUGAAAACGCGCAGUUGGUACGAGGUGGCACCCAAGCGAUCCGAAGCCGGAGACCACAAUGCCACUGAAGCACACCUCAUGCAGAAGCUAUCCCACGAUCCGCUUACACUGAUAAAUGCCCUGAUUCCACCGGAGAAAAAGGCGCCGAAACGCAUUCCCAAAAGGAAAGUGGAACCGUCACCGGAACCUUCUCUGGCGGCACCAUCUCCCACACAUUCAGCCCACAAAUCGAAAAGGCACAAGAAAGAGCACAAAAAGGGCAUCAGGGAGAGUAAACACAAGAAACAUAAAAGCCACAAAAGUGGAAAGGAGUCGAAAGAACUGGCCCUGACUGCUGAGCGGCACAAGCGGGAGAAGCUGGAGCGGCUGCGCAAGGAACGACUGCGUCGGGAAGCAGCUGAGCGCCAACGAUCCGAGGCCUUGUUUGCACCACAGGAGGCUGCGGUGCACGUGCCCGCCAGUGCAGCGAGCACGCCAGCGCCAACUCCGAAGAUUGUUCAGAAGUACAAUAGCCAAUUUAAUCCAGAGUUGGCCAAGCAAAAUAUGCUUUAACUGCAACGUCACAUAUACUUUUUAGAACAAUGUUAUUUGUAAGUACGGCAGAUUUUCAUUGUUGAAAUAAUAAUAAAUGCGAUAAAGUUGUUUGAAAAUAACCGUCUUCGUGGAAGUUAAUUGGUGUUGAAAAACGUGUAAAGACUACUGAGAAUUCGAUAAAUUUGGUAAUAA